Molecule: messenger RNA, 1881 nt
Organism: Gavialis gangeticus (Gharial)
Lineage: Eukaryota; Metazoa; Chordata; Crocodylia; Gavialidae
Gene: ABCB6
Product: ATP binding cassette subfamily B member 6 (Langereis blood group)
Exons: 17
Coding region: 1-1881 (626 amino acids)
Biological process (GO): transmembrane transport; heme transport
Cellular component (GO): membrane
Molecular function (GO): ATP binding; ABC-type heme transporter activity; ATP hydrolysis activity
Source: RefSeq, a predicted model, not a curated record
AUGGUGCUGGGCGGCUACUGCGAGGACAACGCGUCGCUGGCGCAGGCCUGGGCGCAGGGUGGCUUCGCGCCCUGCUUCUACUUCACGCUGCUCGCCUUCGCCGCCGAGAACCUGGCCCUGGUGUCCUGGCGCAGCCCGCGCUGGUGGUGGGGGCUGCGCGACGAGCGCCAGAAGGUGGGUCAUGGACAGGGGGCAGCGGGGGGCUGGGGUCACAGGUGGCCGCUGCUGGGGCCCGGGGCCCGGGGCCGGGGCCGCUCCACGUGGCAGGGGCUGCGGCACAAGCUGGGGCUGCUGCUGCCCCUGGUGUGGCCGCGCGGCAGCCUGCGCCUGCAGGGCCUGGCGCUGCUCUGCCUGCUGCUGCUGGGGCUGGAGCGCGUCGUCAACCUCUUCGUGCCGCUCUGCUACCGCAACGUGGUUAACGAGCUGACCGCGGCGGCCCCGUGGCACGUGUUGGCCUGGACCGUCUGCACUUACGUGGCCCUCAAGUUCCUGCAGGGCGGCGGCGCUGGCUCCACGGGCUUCGUGAGCAACCUGCGGUCGUUCCUGUGGGUGCGGGUGCAGCAGUUCACCACGCGCCGCGUGCAGCUGCGGCUCUUUGCCCACCUGCACGGGCUGGCGCUGCGUUGGCACCUGGGACGCCGCACCGGCGAGGUCCUGCGCAGCGUCGACCGCGGCACCGCCAGCGCCAACAGCCUGCUCAGCUACGUGGUGUUCAGCAUCGCGCCCACCGUGGCCGACAUCGUCAUCGGCAUUGUCUACUUCACCUCGGCCUUCAACGCCUGGUUCGGUCUCAUCGUCUUCCUCUGCAUGAGCCUCUACCUCAGUGAGUGCCGACACUGGGGGGGUGGGGGGGCCUGGGGGUCCCGCGCCGUGGACUCGCUGCUCAACUUCGAGACGGUGAAGUACUACAACGCUGAGAGCUACGAGGUUGACCGGUUCAACGCCGCCAUCCUCAAGUACCAGAGCUCGGAGUGGAAGGUGAACGCGUCGCUGGCCCUGCUCAACCAGACCCAGAACCUGGUCAUUGGCCUGGGGCUGCUGGCCGGCUCCCUGCUCUGCGCCUACUUCGUCUCCGAGGGCAAGUUCCAGGUGGGCGACUUCGUACUGUUCGGCACCUACAUCAUCCAGCUCUACACGCCGCUCAACUGGUUCGGCACCUACUACAGGAUGAUCCAGAGCUCCUUCGUCGACAUGGAGAACAUGUUCGAUCUCCUCAACGAGGAGCAGGAGGUGAAGGACGCAGUGAACGCCGGGGACCUGCGCUUCCAGGCCGGCCGCGUCGAGUUCGAGAACGUGCACUUCAGCUACGUGGCCGGGAAGGAAAUCCUGCAGGACGUGUCCUUCUCGGUGAUGCCCGGACAGACACUGGCGCUGGUGGGCCCGUCAGGCUCGGGGAAGACAACCGUCCUGCGCUUGCUCUUCCGCUUCUACGACGUGGGCAGCGGCUGCAUCCGCAUCGACGGCCAGGACAUCGCCAAGGUGCGCCAGGCGUCGCUGCGCGCCCACGUGGGCGUGGUGCCACAGGACACGGUGCUCUUCAACGACUCCAUCGCCAACAACAUCCGCUACGGCCGCGUCGGCGCCACCGACCAGGACGUGCAGGCAGCUGCCUGUGCUGCCGACAUCCACGACCGCAUCCUCUCCUUCCCUGACGGCUACGACACGCAAGUGGGCGAGCGCGGCCUGAAGCUGAGCGGGGGUGAGAAGCAGCGUGUGGCCAUCGCCCGCACCCUCCUCAAGGACCCCGGCAUCAUCCUGCUGGAUGAGGCAACGUCGGCGCUGGACACAGAGACGGAGCGCAACAUCCAGGCAUCACUGACCCGGGUCUGCGCCGACCGCACCACCAUCGUGGUGGCCCACAGGUGGGUGGGCUGGGACUAG